AUGCUGAGACUCACCACUAGAAGACUGUACAGCUCGCGGAAUCUAUUCAAGACAUUUCCACAGACCCUGGUUGGUGCAAAAUGGGCUUGGAAUGUUGAUUUGCGAAGUCUUAGGAAGGAAUAUCGAGGUUUGCAAGCACAAGAACAUCCAGAUACCAAUGCCAACACAGACUCAAGCCGCAGCUCCGAAUUAAAUCAUGCAUACCAAACACUGAGACAGCCUUUGCUACGAGCACAACACAUUUUGAAGACACAAGCAGGGAUGGACUUGAACGAUGAACAUGUGGCACAACGUAUCGCUCAACAAGAUCCGGUGCUGCUAAUGAGGGUCCUGGACGUACACGAAGAACUUGAAAAUCUAGCAAGCGAAGACGACGUUAAAAAAGUUUCAUUGGAAAACCAAGAACGCUUGCGUGAUCUUGAACAGAGAUUGGGACAAGCUUUUAGCUGCCAAAAUUGGGGUUUGGCCGCUCAAUUAACCGUAGAGUUGAAGUAUUGGACCAGUCUUGAUCGAGCUAUCAAGGAGUGGGAGCCUGGUAAGAGACUGGAAUUAAAUCAUUGA
This is a messenger RNA of Lachancea nothofagi CBS 11611, 561 nucleotides long. Lineage: Eukaryota; Fungi; Ascomycota; Saccharomycetes; Saccharomycetales; Saccharomycetaceae. The record is from the annotation of a GenBank genome assembly.